Penicillium atrosanguineum is the source of this 1212-nucleotide messenger RNA. RefSeq names its product putative proline racemase. Gene Ontology annotation, molecular function: hydro-lyase activity. NCBI's taxonomy places the organism in Eukaryota, Fungi, Ascomycota, Eurotiomycetes, Eurotiales, Aspergillaceae. The coding region runs from base 1 to 1212 and encodes 403 amino acids. The record is from RefSeq and is a predicted model, not a curated record. The transcript has a single exon.
AUGGAUCCUUUUACCUUGCCCCCUUUUCAAGCUGAUGGGCCAAUCAAGCCGAUCACUUGUGUGGAAAUGCACACAGCCGGCGAACCAACACGAAUCCUCUGGUCUGGCUUUCCAGAGUUAACGGGAACAUUGCUUGAACAGCGUGCACAAGCAAAGGAAAAACAUGACGACUUCCGAAAGCUCUUGAUGCUAGAGCCUCGUGGCCACUAUGACAUGUAUGGCGCGAUACUCCGCACCGAGACAGAGUUAGUAUCGACUGGCGAAGCAGACAUUGGCGUGCUAUUCAUCCAUAACGACGGGUUCUCAACCAUGUGUGGACACGCCACUAUCGCAUUAGGACGCUUCUUGGUGGAUGUUGACGACUCUGUCUUCCCACGCAGACGUCAAUUGAAGUAUGAUAGCGUCUCGGGCACAACCCGCCUGAACUUGCAUGUGCCUUGUGGGCUCGUCGAGGUUACUGUUCCUACUCUGCCGACGGGGAAGUCUGAUCCUUCACGCCCUGUCUCGUUUGUAUCGGUCCCGUCCUUCGCGACUGCUAUCUCUCUGCAGGUGCCUCUGGCGGAGAAGUACCGGUGGCCUGAGCUUCAGGGUCGCACCUAUGUGACGGCGGACUUUGCAUACGGUGGAGCCUAUUAUUGUUUAAUCAGCGCAAAGGAGCUGGGAUUCCCUGCAGGUUUGGGCGAAGCCGAGGUUCAGAAGAUGGAUCACGCUACGAAGCUUCUCAAGGAAGCUGUCGUAACCAACCCGGAGCUAGCAUAUGUGACCACGGAUGUUGUGACCGGAGAGCAAGGCUACCUUUACAGCAUCAUGAUCGUGGACACAUCAUUGGGACAUGUUGCUGCGGCAGAGGGAACGGCUGGAUUUGAAACACAGCAAGGCGUCGACGCCGAAGAGACCGGUCUCUGCUUCUUCGCAAACCAGCAAAUUGACCGAUCUCCAACUGGGGGAUGUGUUGCUGCACGUGUUGCUCUUGCUCACGCAAAAGGGACCCGAGCCUUAGGGGAGAAACGCGUUUAUAAUUCACUGUUCACUCGUGCUUAUCCGGCCCUUUCAGGCUUUGUAGGCUCCGUGUUUGACAGCGUCGAGGGCCGCCAAUGGGUCCGUGUGCAAGUCGGUGGGUACGCAUAUUAUACCGGAUAUCACUGCUUCGUGGUUGAGAAGGAGGACGGCAUCGGCAUUGAUGGAUUUUCGGUCAAAGACGUGUCAAAGUAA